Messenger RNA from Haliotis rubra (blacklip abalone), 1500 nucleotides. Its product is annotated as pollen-specific leucine-rich repeat extensin-like protein 2. Bases 1 to 1500 code for a protein of 499 amino acids. The record is from RefSeq and is a predicted model, not a curated record. Lineage: Eukaryota; Metazoa; Mollusca; Gastropoda; Lepetellida; Haliotidae. The transcript has 2 exons.
AUGGGCAUCGGUGAUACAGUGGCGGCGGUGGCUCUACUGACAUGUGUCGUCACAGGAUGCGAGGCGUUCAGCCUUUACCCCUACCCGUCACUGUUUGGAUUUGUGCCACCGCACAACCCCAGUCCACGGAACACCACCCCUACACCUCGGGCGGUUACACCAGAUGCCAACCCUCCGCCAAAUCCGCCAGAUGCGAACCCUCUGCCAAAUCCACCAGAUGCGAACCCUCCUCGAAAUCCACCAGAUGUGAACCCUCCGCCAAAUCCGCCAGAUGCGAACCCUCUGCCAAAUCCACCAGAUGCGAACCCUCCUCGAAAUCCACCAGAUGUGAACCCUCCGCCAAAUACUCCAGAUGCGAACCCUCCGUCAAAUACACCAGAUGCAAACCCUCCGCCAAAUGCACCAGAUGUGAACCCUCCGCCAAAUACUCCAGAUGCGAACCCUCCUCAAAACACACCAGAUGCAAACCCUCCGCCAAAUACACCAGAUGCGAACCCUCCUCAAAACACACCAGAUGCAAACCGUCCGCCAAAUACUCCAGAUGCGAACCCUCCUCAAAACACACCAGAUGCAAACCCUCCGCCAAAUCCACCAGAUGCGAACCCUCCUCAAAACACACCAGAUGCAAACCCUCCUCAAAGUGUUCCCUCAUACUCUCCCAAUGGCGGAUCUAAUUACCCCUUCUACGGACGUGGUACCCAGAGAACGUUUUCUCCUUUCCCUGGUCGCUCAGGGUGGGGUGGAUUCGUCAACAGGUACAAGCCACCGCCCCCUUCCCCGGAAACAUCAGGGUUUCAGUACACACCGUCCGUACCACACGAUACAGCACAGGACUCCCAGGACUUUGUGGAACCACACAGAGAGUGGGUGUACCACUACAGGGGGACAAAAACAGAACGGUACCCGGAACGUAUGUUGAUGUCAGGAUAUGAAAAGGGAAUAUCAAGAAAUAUGGUCGAUAACCUUGCUCCGUAUUCUGAAACUGUAUUACCCGGACAGGAGAAGUCACAACGAGAUGAAGUCAAACAUUAUCCCCUAACAUCAAUGAUCAACCAUCUCAGAAGCAGUCAUACUCCUUCCGAAUUACGCUCUGUGUCAGAUCCAAGUACUAGUACCCAUACUGGAACAACCAUACAUAUAGAAGAACAUCAAGACGUGACAUAUCCAGAGCAAGAAAUACAACCAGGCACUGAAUUUAUCGAUGGCGAAAGAAACCUUCCGACAAGAGGAAGUGAAUCAACUCCUAGUGGAAAACCCGUAUUUCCCAAUACAGCACCGGAAGACUCGGACCAGGAUGGUUUUCAUGGCGAUCCCGUCCCGGCAGGUAGAUCUCAUUCCAUGCAACCUUCGGCUGAGGCAUAUCCAAAGGAAGAACAGGCCAGUGAUCGGGCUGCAGUCGCCCCUUUCGCUGGUUCAAAUCAACCUUUUUUAAUCGAAGACACUCUGAUUUCCUUCUUUGGACCAAGGUACCCUGAGGGCGGAGUCAACUCCAUGGUGUGA